This is a messenger RNA of Apodemus sylvaticus (European woodmouse), 1962 nucleotides long. RefSeq names its product keratinocyte proline rich protein (gene Kprp). Lineage: Eukaryota; Metazoa; Chordata; Mammalia; Rodentia; Muridae. The transcript has a single exon. The record is from RefSeq and is a predicted model, not a curated record. Bases 1 to 1962 code for a protein of 653 amino acids.
AUGUGUGACCAGCAACCGAUUCAGUGUUGUGUUCCGAUACCCCAGUGCUGUGUCAAGGGUUCCUCCUUUGGUCCCUCACAGUUUUCUUACGCCAACAACCAGGUGCUGGUGGAGGCUCCGUGUGAGAUGCAAAUUCUGGAAUGUGCCGCACCAUGCCCAGUUCAAGUUUCUCAGACUCCGUGCCAGUCCAGUGCCACUGAAGCCAAGGGCCAGGUCCCAUGUAAGAACACCAAAGUUAAAUGCCAGUCAAAGACCACCCAGGUGAAAUGCCAGCCCAAGACCACGGAGAUAAAGUGCCAGGCUCCCUGCCAGACUCAGGUUUCCUGUGUUCAGUGCCAGGCUCCAUGCCAAUCUCAGGUUUCCUACGUGCAAGUCCCACAGCCUCCUCAGACCUACUAUGUAGAGUGUGCUCCAGUGUAUUACACAGAAACUCGUUAUGUGGAAUAUCCGGUUUCAACCUACAUGCCUGCUCCAGCUCCUCAGCCUGGCUACACUUAUGUAGAAUGUCCCUCAGUGGGCCAGGGCCAGGGAAGUUUCUCCACUCAGUACCAGUAUCAGGGCUCCUAUGGUAGUUGCAAUUCUCAGUCACAGUCACGGGGUUCUUAUGGCAACUGUGGUCCACAGCGUCAGUCUCAGGCUUCCUACAGUUACUGUGAGCCCCAAUUUCAGUCCGGGCCCUCCUAUACCAACUGUGGCCCCCAGCGCCAGUCACAGGCUUCCUAUGGCAACUGCACCUCCCAACUACAGUCUCGAGCAUCCUACAGCAACUGCUCCUCCCAGCGUCGGUCCGGGGCUUCCUUUAGCACCUGUGCACCUCAAUGCCAGGCCCAGGGCACCUACGGAAGCUUCACUUCACAGCGUCGGUCUCAGAGCACCAGCCGAUGCCUUCCUCCUCGUCGGCUCCAGCCUUCUUACCGCAGCUGCUCUCCACCAAGACGGUCUGAACCCUGCUAUAACAGCUACCUGCCAUCCCGAUGCUCUUCAGGCUCGUACAACUACUGCACUCCACCCCGCCGCUCAGAGCCCAUCUAUGGCAGCCACUGUCUUCCUCGGGGCCGCUCUUCAGGCUGUUCUCAAAGAUGUGGACCCAAAUGCAGGAUAGAGAUUUCCUCCCCUUGCUGCCCAAGGCAGGUUUCCCCGCAGAGGUGUCCUGUCCAGAUUCCUCCCAUCAGAGGAAGAUCCCAGAGCUGUCCCCGGCAACCCUCUUGGGGUGUCUCCUGUCCAGAUCUGAGGCCACGAGCAGAACCAUACCCAUUCCCAAGGUCUUGUAGGCCACAGCGUCUUGACCGGUCUCCAGAAUCAUCAUGGCAGCCGUGCCCAGUUCCUGCACCUCGUCCAUAUCCACGACCAGUGCCAUGCCCAAGUCCAGAACCUCGCCCACGUCCUUGUCCAGAGCCAUGCCCAAGUCCAGAAUCACGCCCACAUCCUCGUCCACAGCCAUGCCCAAGUCCAGAACCUCGCCCAUGUCCUCCAUUGCGGCGAUUUUCAGAACCCUGUGUGUAUCCAGAACCAUGUUCAGCUCCUCAGCCAGUGCCACAACCAGCACCACGCCCAGUGCCACGUCCACGCCCGGUUCACUGUGAGAAUCCAGAUCCACGGCCACAGCCCUGUCCUCGUCCACAACCUUGUCCACAUCCAGAGCCAAUGCCACGUCCAGUACCCUGCUCCAGCCCAGAGCCUUGUGGGCAACCCAUUCGUUGUCCCAGUCCCUGCUCGGGUCCCAAUCCAGUUCCUUACCGCCAAGAACUAGGCUGUCAAGAAUCCAACCCAUGUCGCCUGGAUACCGAAGGCCCGAGCUGUGGCCCACGUAACUUCACCCAAAGGCAAGAGAGUAAUGUCAGCUGUGAGUCUGGUGAUUUCUUUUCCGGAUCACAUGGCCCAAGUGGUUGUGGAGACCAAGGAAACACCUACGGUGGCAUGAACUGUGGGGCUCAUGGUGGAGCAAAGGGAGCCUACUUUUAA